Molecule: messenger RNA, 1034 nt
Organism: Myotis davidii
Lineage: Eukaryota; Metazoa; Chordata; Mammalia; Chiroptera; Vespertilionidae
Gene: SYAP1
Product: synapse associated protein 1
Exons: 9
Cellular component (GO): cytoplasm; synapse
Source: RefSeq, a predicted model, not a curated record
CCACCGGCGCCGCGCCCCGAGGCUGUGGCGGAGUCGGCUGAGAGCGAGCUCCUUCACCAGGCCAAAGAUCUCGGCGGCUAUCUAUUUAACUUUGCGACUGCUGCUACAAAAAAGAUAACCGAAUCAGUUGCUGAAACAGCACAAUCGAUAAAGAAAUCAGUAGAAGAAGGAAAAAUAGAUGACAUCAUCGAUAAGACCAUUAUAGGAGAUUUUCAGAAGGAACAGAAAAAAUUUGUUGAGGAGCAGCAUACCAAAAAAUCAGAAGCAGCAGUGCCCCCAUGGGUUGAUAGUAAUGAUGAAGAAACAAUUCAGCAACAGAUUUUGGCCUUAUCAGCUGACAAGAGGAACUUCCUUCGUGACCCUCCAAUUGGCGUGCAGUUUCAUUUUGACUUUGAUCAGAUGUACCCUGUUGCCCUGGUCAUGCUCCAAGAGGAUGAACUGCUGAGCAGGAUGAGAUUCGCCCUUGUUCCUAAGCUCGUGAAGGAAGAAGUGUUUUGGAGGAACUACUUUUACCGUGUGUCCCUGAUUAAGCAGUCAGCCCAGCUCACUGCUCUGGCCGCCCAGCAGCAGGCUGCCGGAAAAGAGAAGAGCCAUGGGAGAGAUGAUGCGUUGCCACUGACAGAGGCAGUACGGCCCAAAACGCCACCUGUCGUAAUCAAAUCUCAGCUUAAAACUCAAGAGGAUGAAGAGGAGAUCUCUACCAGCCCAGGCGUUUCUGAGUUUGUCAGUGAUGCCUUCGAUGCCUGUAACUUAGAUCAGGAGGACCUGAGGAAAGAAAUGGAGCAACUGGUGCUUGACAAAAAGCAGGAGGAGACAACUGUUUUAGAAGAUGAUUCUACAGAUUGGGAAAAAGAACUACAGCAGGAACUUCAAGAAUAUGAAGUGGUGACAGAAUCAGAGAAACGAGAUGAAAACUGGGAUAAGGAAAUAGAGAAAUUGCUGCAGGAAGAAAAUUAACUGUUCACUUAAAUAAGAAUCCUUAACAUUCUGUAACUGACAUUAAAUUCUAGCUGGUAACCCUCGUUGAAUCAAAA